AUGCAGGUCUUGGGAGUGCGAGACCCGGUGAUGUGCCGCGCCUUCUUGCCCACGCUGAAAGGCUCGGCACAAAGGUGGUUAGCGGCACUGCCUCCCAAGUCAAUUUACAGUUUCGAGGAGUUAGCUGACCGCUUCAUGAGCCACUACGCGGCCAACAUUAAGCCCCAGAAGGAUCUGACUCACCUGGGAGACAUUCUCCAAGAAGAAGGCGAAUCUCUGAAAACCUAUCUAGCUCGCUGGCAGAAAGAAAUCCAAUCCAUUGAGGAAGUCGAGGACCAGACUGCACUCACCUUCUUCAUCGAGUCCUUACGGUCCGGUCAGCUAUACCGAGAUCUACGGGACAACCGCCCGGCCACCUACGCGGAAGCCAUACACAUGACCAACAAGAGGGCCAACACGAAACAAGCUAUGAAACACAAACGACAACACGAGGUCGGAGGAUCCGCCGGUGGGAAGAGAACGCGAACCGAUACAAAGGAAAGGCGCUCGGAAGUGACCCGGCGACCCGAUGCCAGACGGCCAUACGACAGGCCCGUCGUACACCCUAUCGGCCGGUUCCCGAACGGCCAGUGA
Molecule: messenger RNA, 573 nt
Organism: Ipomoea nil (Japanese morning glory)
Lineage: Eukaryota; Viridiplantae; Streptophyta; Magnoliopsida; Solanales; Convolvulaceae
Exons: 1
Coding region: 1-573 (190 amino acids)
Source: RefSeq, a predicted model, not a curated record